Molecule: messenger RNA, 615 nt
Organism: Saxophila tyrrhenica
Lineage: Eukaryota; Fungi; Ascomycota; Dothideomycetes; Mycosphaerellales; Extremaceae
Exons: 2
Coding region: 1-615 (204 amino acids)
Source: RefSeq, a predicted model, not a curated record
AUGCCACAACUACCAGAGCGGCGCAAAGCCUCGUCAACCGCUUCAAAAGCACCAGUAGAAGACGAAACUCAACGUAAGACUCGGAUCCAAACCAAAAACAGGCGGAUGCGCUAUCUCGAACUCCAUCCCGAGUACUUCGAGCAACCCUCCCUAGAGCUCGCAGAUCCAUUAUUAUACGACAGAACCAUUCGCCGCUUCCUCACCCCUCACGAACGCGAGCUCGACAGGCGUAGUAAAGGCUACUCCGGCGUCCUCGAAGCCAACCUCAUCCGCUCGGAAGCCAAACUCGCCGCGCUUCGGAACCCGGACCCGAAUAGUCCGACGGUCUAUACGCGAGCUGCCGACGGCUCGAUCACAGGCGUCGAGCAGGACGUCGAUGAUCGGCCGCGGGAUCGGCAGCAGGGGUGGGAGAAGUGGAGGGAUGUGAUGGGAUUGCGGUUCGUCGGGGGUAGGGAUGAGGAGUUUGAGUAUGCGGGGGUGGAUGGGAGUGAGGAGUUUGAUGAUCGGGCGGAGGUGGAGAGGGAGAGGUUGGAUGAGUAUUUGGAGGGGGAGGAGGAGCGGUUCGUGGGGGAUGGUCCCAGGCCCGUGGGUGAGACGGGGGUGCAGGAUUUUUGA